Molecule: messenger RNA, 3874 nt
Organism: Psylliodes chrysocephalus
Lineage: Eukaryota; Metazoa; Arthropoda; Insecta; Coleoptera; Chrysomelidae
Source: the annotation of a GenBank genome assembly
GUUACGGUUCAGAACGCAAGUUUAUAAUGACAUCGAUAAUUAGUAAAUUGUUUUUAAUUUUUGUUUUGCUGAUUAUUUUGCUGAAAUGGUCGGAGAGCGUAAAUUUAAAUUCUUUUGAAACGAGAUAUAUCGAAGUACCAAUAGAUCACUUCGCGGCAACGCCAACAUCUAGAACUUUUAAAUUAAGAUAUCUGAUUAACUCAAAGAACGAUGCAAACUAUAUUGAGGGGGGUCCGAUUUUUCUUUAUACAGGAGGUGAACGGGAAAUCACCAUUGCGGCUCAAAAUACGGGUUUCUUGUUUGAAAUUGCACCCUUAUUUAAAGCUUUGUUAAUUUUCGUUGAACACCGAUACUAUGGGACAUCACUGCCAUUUGGUAAUGCAUCAUUCACAAUCUUGGAAAAUUUAAGAUAUUUAAAUACAAAACAGGCGUUGGCAGAUUUUGCGUUACUGAUUCAAGAAUUGAAAAAUGAUUUUUUUUCAAAUUAUACAAAAACAACAACCAAGACCGAGCCUAUUAUUGCUAUUGGAGGAUAUUAUGCUGGAACGUUGUCAGCUUUACUAAGAAUGAAGUAUCCGCAUUUAGUUAGGGCAGCUCUUACUUCUUCUGCACCUCUUUUCUACUUACCCGAACUUACUUCUUGCGAAGGAUUUUACCAGAGAGUUACUCAAGUUUUUGAAAGAUAUGGAAGUGAAAGAUGUGUCAAAUCAAUAAAACUUUUAUGGGAUAUCAUUGAAAACCUAACUAAAUCGAAAAUGGGUAUGACUUUUAUUUCUUCAACAUGGAAGCUUUGCAAAAAACUAGAAACGGCGAAAGAUGUGCAAACGUUAGUAGAUUGGUUAAGAAAUAUAUUUACAGAAUUAUCCAUAGCAAAUUAUCCCUAUGCUUCAGAAUAUUACAAUCCAGUUCCAGCCUAUCCAGUGAUGACAUUUUGCAAUAAGUUCGACACUGGGUAUUUAAAUGACACGAAACAAUUUAUUGAAUCAUUUGCGAAUGCUUUGCAAAUUUAUACUAAUUAUACUGGAAAAACAUCUUGUAACAACAUUUACAGUAAAGAAGAAGACUUAAAUGACGUUGCUUGGAAAUACCAAAUAUGCACAGAGUUAAUAAUGCCCAAAUGUUCAACUGAGCAAGAUAUGUUUCUUACAUAUAACUGGACUUACGAACAAUUCGCUCUGGAUUGCUACAAAAAAUUUGGGGUCAGACCAAGACCUAAUUAUAUCUAUUUGGAAUAUGGUAUACCCAAUUUGAAGUAUUUUACCAAUAUACUCUUCAGUAGCAGUGCGUUAGAUCCGGCUUCAUGGGGUGUUGUUGAUUUAAAAAAAUCAAAUAAGUUUGAUAAAUCGUUGAUGACUCUUCAAAUUAUAGAUGCUCCACACCUUAUGGAGUUCAGAGGUACUAAUACUAUUGAUAAUGAUUAUAUUUUGCAGGCUAGAAAGUUUUAUAUAUCAAUUCUGAAAAAAUGGCUUAAAUAGGCACAUAAACUAUGUUUUAAUAGAUGAAUAAUAACAGAAAUUAAUAUUAUUUAUAAUUUUAUUAUUGUAUAAAAAAGUUAUAUGUUAAUAAUUACUCUCAAUAAUAAUAUUAUUAUUAUUAUUAGUCCAGUAAUUACGUAAAUUUACCUGGAAAAAUUUGCGGAAGUUUUUAUUUAUUGUACAUUUUUUUUUUAGUUUCAUGUAUUAUAAUUGAAACAACUGAGUACUCACUUUUAAGCUACCAUUUGUAUUUUUUUUAUGACUAUAUUUUUGGAUAAAUAAUGAAGUGUUCAAUCCACUCGCAAAAUAACUGUUCAUUUGACCAGCCAUUGGGCGAACAUUUAUAAGCAGCACAUGAAGGUCCACCUUUUGCCAAAAGCGGAGACAUCCUCUUUCGAGAAAAGAUCAAAAAUGGAGGUAUAUAGCAAAUGGAGGUAUAUAGCUCACAGCUGCAUUUAUGCAGCAGAUAACUGUAACUGUUUUGCCUCUUUCCCAACUUGUUACAGAACCAAUACUUUUUUCCUUUGGUCGCGACAAUGGUACCAGGAUCUUGAACGAUCGAUAUCCCAGUUUCGUCGACAUUGUAUAUUUGGUUUGGCAGAUAUUGAGUUUUAGACAUUACUCCUUCCAAAUUUUUGUAGAAUUUUGCUACCUCUUCUCGAUUAAAGGCGGUUAUCCUAUUAAUGCUGGUUGCUUCCAGCUUCCGAACAUUUAUCCUAGGAUUCCUUCUUAAAAAUGCAUAAAACCAGUCCUUUCCUGCAAUGUUGGAUAAAUGGCUAAAAUUGUGCUUUAUAUUGUUACUGGUUACAUAUUCAUAAGCAAUUCGUCAGACCUGCUGGGGGCUAACACCAUAAAAUAAAUCUGACAGAUAUUUUAUACGGUUAGCUAGAACGGCUUCUUCCUCCAAAUAUAACGUAGUUUGGCUUCCCAUACGUGGAGCGGUUGUCUUAUUUUUUGAUUUUCUUUCCUGCAGUGUGCUAAACGGAAUAUGGAAUUUUUUGCUUGCCGAUCGAAUUGCAAGACAUUUGAAGUUGCUCGGGGGUCCACUUAGCUUUGUUUUCUUUUUUGAUGUAAGUCCUAGACACCUGUAACAAAUAAAACACAUUGAUUUAAAAUUAAAAAUAUACACUCGACUUAGUCAUAGGAAGGCCUGUGGGGUAAUACCGGUCACGACUGGUAUUACCCCAACCGUUUUGACCGGCAUUUCCCGAAAGCAAUCCUACGACAUAAACCUAACCUAAAAUUAUUUCUCUUUAUUUAAGCGCCUGUAUAAGCAGGAUCUAAACGACAAGAUGCCUCUUAAGACAUUCCUUAUAAUUCUGUGCAAAAAAUUAACUUAUUUGGGUACUUACGUUGGUUUAAGUUCGUCAAAAUAUUACAAGAAAUCCUAGCAAUAACUUGACCACAACAACAUAUGUCUUAGACUGGAGCCUUGAAAGCGAAACCCGGUGGAUUUAACUUGUACCACUGCAUAAUAGAUGGCGCUACAUAGUUAACGGGGCGACUACGUUUGCAGCGAAAAAUUACUAGUGACCGGAAUUACCCACACGACUGGGAUUUCCCCACUCUCCCUUAAAAGCAACUAGUAACAAGAUAUCUUGAAAAAACUACUUUUUUCACAAUUUAUUACAAUAUGGCGGCGACGGCAGCAAAGUUACAAGGUGGGAAAAUAAAAAAUCGAAAAGAGCACUUAAAAAUACAAAAAAUCGCCAAAUAUCAAAACUUCCGUAAAAUUUUCCAACUAAAGGCAUUAUUAUACAGCACGCAAUUACUGGAGUAUAUACUAUAUAUUUGAGUUAAUAUUGUAAUUUUAUAUUUAAUAUUAUCUUUUAAUGUACUAAUAUUAUUAAUCUCACCCUAUAUUCCUUCGAUGAGGGGUGAAUAAUAUUUAUAGGAUUGAAGGGCGAAUCGAUCAUAUUUUUUUAUCUCCAUGAAAGAUCAGUGAUAAUUAAAACGAAGUUUUUUGAAGACAUAAAUAUAAUAAAUGUAUUUACUUUCAGUAAAUAGGUACACUUGUAAUUACUGUAAUGCGAACCAUAUUCGGCCAGUGCGGUCAUGAUCUAAUCCUUUAAGUCUCCCUCAUACUUCAUACACUGGAACGCAUUGACUCCAGUUCGAGUUUCACUUGAUUCUUCUUGGAAGACCAUUCACUUUUUUCCUCGCUAGUUUUUAGUUUUAUAGUUUUUUAGUACCUUUCUACUUUCAAAUAAAAGUUUUGACUAUACAUUAUCACAAAGUUUUUUACAAAAUGGAUCCAUGUUACUUACUAGAUAUGAAACUGUUAAAGAGUUAUUUAUUUGUUACUACUAUUAUAAUUUUUAAAUUUUCUAUUUUAAGUUAAAAUCUUAUGUAUUAUAGGCCUGAAGAUGACUUUGUAAGGACGAAACUAAUCAUACCUG